CCUCCUCCUCCUCCUGACGUCAGCCCGCGGGGCUCGAGCAGUCUCGGGCAGGCGGCGACGGAGGGCGAUGGCUGGGGGGCGCCGGGGGGGCCCCUCCUGGGGCUGGGGUUGGGGCUGGGGUUGGGGCUGGGGGUGCUGCCUCUUGCUCUGCUGCGGUGCAGCCGGCGCUGUGCAGGUCUCCAUGCCGGAGGUGGUGGAAGCGGAGAUUGAGUCCACGGCCAGGAUCGAGUGCGGCUUCUCCAUCCCUGGGAACGGCUCCUACACCUUCAUCGACUGGUUCUACGUGGAUCGCGGCAGCCCGGUGAAGCUGCUGCGCCUGGCGGGCGGCGAGGUGCUGGAGGAGGAGACGAGCUACAAGGGGCGGCUGUCGGUGGGCGAGGACCUGGCCCUGGCCAUCAGCAGGGUGACCCCGCAGGACGCCAGGACCUUCGUGUGCCGGGUCGGGGCAGGCAGCCAGGACGUGGGCGAGAACCGCACCGAGCUCCGCGUCUACAAGGUCCCCGAGACCCCUGAGAUCGAGGCCAGCUCGGCCGGCGUCCCUGCGCACAGCCCCAGCACCAUGCAGAUCGCCCAGUGCGUGAGCGAGAACAGCUUCCCACCCGCCAACAUCACCUGGUACAAGAACGGGGAGCAGCUGCAGGCUGAGGAGAACAAGGUGAAGUUCCUGGCCACGCUGACCCGCAAGUCGAGCGGGCUGUACACGGUGAGCAGCACCCUUUUUGCCGUGGUCACCCGCGAGGACCGCAGCUCCCUGUUCCACUGCGCUGUGCACUACUGGCUGCGGGGCCAGCGGCUCUCCAAAGCUUCCCGGCGGGUCAACAUCACCGUCUUCUACCCCACGCAGCACGUGGAGCUGCACAUCGUGCCCACCGCCCGACUGGUGAAGGAGGGGGACUGACUGUGAAGCUGGUGUGCGAGGCCUGAUGGCAACCCGGCGCCCGUCUUCAGCUUCUACAAGAAAUCGCCCGAGGACUGGCAGGACGUCUCCUCCCUGGCCGACACCAGCAACGGGGUGCUGAGCCUGCACGGCGUCAACAAGAGCAGCAGCGGGCUGUACCGCUGCCAGAUCCUGGACCUGGAUGACAUGACGCAGAUGGAGAAGGAGGUGGAGCUCGUCGUCAACUACAUCGAAGGGGUGCGGGUGCAGAUGGAGCCCUCCUCGCCCCUGAACGAAGGGGACAGCGUGAGGCUGAACUGCAGCGCACACAGCCCCGUGGACCUGGACUUCCAGUGGACGGACGAGAAGGGCAGGAAGGUGGCGGAGGGGAACCAGCUCGUCCUGAGGAACCUCACCUUCGAAACCUCCAGCAAUUUCAGCUGCCAGGCGGUGGCUCGCAGCGUGCCGGGGCUGGAGCGCAGCAAGCAGGUGGCCGUGGCCGUUCAGGGGAAACCGCGCAUCGUGGCCAUCAGCUCCCCGCUCUACGUGCGGCAGGACGAGGUGGUGAACCUCACCUGCAAAGCCAUCGCCUUCCCCCGGCCCUCCGUGCGCUGGAGCAUCAACGGGACGACCCACGAGUACGUGGAGAACCAGCACGUCGCCAGCAACCUGACGGUGCGCGUGAGCCACGAGCUGCUGCGCGCCGGGGCCAUGUGCCGGGUGUCCAACGCGCUGGGGGUCAGCGAGAAGCACAUCAAGCUGCUGGAUGGGAAGACCUCGGAGAGCAAAGGGGUGAUCAUCGUGGCCAUCAUCGUCUGCAUCCUGCUGGUGGCCGUGCUGGGCUCCGUCAUCUAUUUCCUGCACAAGAAAGGCAAAAUCUCCUGUGGCCGAGCCGGCAAGCAGGACAUCACAAAGCCAGAGGCACGUAAAGACAAGAAUGUAGUUGAAGUUAAGUCAGAUAAACUCGCCGAAGAGGCCGGGCUCCUGCAGGGCGCCAACGGCGAGAGGGGACCCGCCGCCGACCAGAGCGAGAAAUACAUCGAUCUGAGGAACUAACCAGGGGAUCUCCCAAGUGCUUUCUCCCCUCGACCCUUCCCUGCUCUCCGAUUGCCUUCUCCCACCCCUGCUCCAGCCCCCGGGGAGCGCGGCCGGCGGCGAAACCCCGCGGGGGCACCCCCGGGGACCCCCCCUCCGAUACCUCAACCGCGGCUUGGCGGCUUGGCAGCGGCGGAGCUGGGCUUGCUUUCUGCUCCGGGGAAGCCGACAGCAAUACUCGAACGAAAUUCCCCCACUGAGCUGCCCGAGGGAAGGAGCCGAGGCUUCAUUCAGGAAAUUGCGCCGCGCGCGGCAAGGUUUUUUUUUUUUUGAUGCCUUUUCUCCCCAAAUUUGCUCAGCAAAGCUGGCGGGAUUCUUCGCUUUUUCGCAGCAGGGCGGUGCUGGCACCUCAAGGGUUUGGGUUUUGGGGGGCUGAGGGGAGAAGCAUUGGGGCUUUUGGGGUUUUCCCUCUGAGCCCCCCCCAACCUCGGUGCUGAGUCCCCGGGGUGCUGCGGGCAGGGAGCCCCCCGAGGGGCUGCGAGGGCAGGGCCGGGGCUCUCGGCUCCGUGGGGGCUGCAGGUUCUGAAAUCCUCCGGAUUGAAGGUUUGCUGCCGAGGGGGAGGACGAAUUGAGUUGUUUUUAGGGAGGCCGCACAGCUGCUGGCACCGCUGGGCCGUGCGUAAACGUGAACCCGAGGAAUGUCAGGUCAGGGCCAGCCGGCGAUGUCUCAGGGUUGGAUUUCUCUCUCUUUUUUCUUUUUUUUUUCUUUUUUUUUGCUAAACAUUUAUCAGCCCCAGGGGAAACUGGUUUAUUUCUUGCUUCACUGACACCUCCUGCCCCCUCCGGGGAGGGAAAACCCCGGCCCCAGCCUUCCCCUGCUGCCCCCCAGCCCCUUUCCCCUUCGGCUCGGCCCCGCUCGUGAGCUGCGUGGUGGCAGCAGAAGCUUUGGGUUAUACAUAUUUUUGUUGGGUUGUGUGUACAUUUCCGGGAGUUUUGUCUGAUAUUUGCCAGUUUGUUUGUUUUUUUAUAUAUAUAUAUAUGUGAAAAUAAAGUACCGAGGUCAAAGGCUG
This is a messenger RNA of Anas platyrhynchos (mallard), 2982 nucleotides long. It is a transcript of the gene MCAM, whose product is annotated as melanoma cell adhesion molecule. Gene Ontology annotation, cellular component: plasma membrane. NCBI's taxonomy places the organism in Eukaryota, Metazoa, Chordata, Aves, Anseriformes, Anatidae. The record is from RefSeq and is a predicted model, not a curated record. Gene Ontology annotation, molecular function: laminin receptor activity.